CCCGCGCCUUCAUUUGCGGUGUCUGUGCUGAGGCCAUGCCCUCCUUCGACUUGUCUUUGCCCUCGUCGCUCUGAUUCCCUCCAAUUGCCCUCUCGGGGCUGUUCCCACAGCAAAAAGAAGACCUCCCAUGUCGACGUGACGGGCCACCUCCCCGCAAGAAUCCACCCUUGUCUCUCAUCCAUCGUUCAAUAUGCCGCCACAUCUCCAUCCUCGGUCGCGGUCGACCACCUCGCUCUUCGCCGCCACUCUCCUAGCCUCCCUCUGCGUCGUCGGCAUCCCGCAUGUUUUCCCUUGUCCGGCCCCGCGUCGCACCCUGGCCGAUUCCCAAAUGAUGGUCAAUGAAGAUGGACAACCGAUUCAGAGAGCUCGCCGGAGGAGACGGAAGGAUGUUCCUGGUCUAGAUGAAACCACGCCCUCCUUCACACAACAAACCCCCGAUGACGAAGUCUCCACGUUCCUACAACUCGAGGAAGAAGCAGAGCGGUUGGCUAAGACGGGCAGAGAGUGCCCUGUCCCCAAACCCCGUGGUGUGAUCGGUGAAUUACUCGGUUUCCCAUCUCAAAAGGAUACACAGUUGCAUCAGGCCCCCGGGAGAGAGGGGCAAUAAUCGGUCGUUUAGGAAGGGAGAAUCAUGCCACAAGGCGCCGGACAUGGACCAAUUGGGAGGAUUUCUCAGAAAAUGUUUGAAAGGGAUGUUUUAAGGCUUGUUUACGGCUGGAUAAGGUAGCUGCCAUCGAGUCUUGCCGUGUCGCGAGGUACCAUCCCCGCG
Molecule: messenger RNA, 769 nt
Organism: Aspergillus steynii IBT 23096
Lineage: Eukaryota; Fungi; Ascomycota; Eurotiomycetes; Eurotiales; Aspergillaceae
Exons: 2
Coding region: 191-607 (138 amino acids)
Biological process (GO): mitochondrial respiratory chain complex IV assembly
Cellular component (GO): mitochondrial matrix
Source: RefSeq, a predicted model, not a curated record